AUUUCACUUUUCAAUUCUUGCAGCUUAAAAAGCUCUGUAUUCUUUUUAUUAUUUUUUUUAUAUUAAACCUCUUCCCGUACCACCAGGACAAACCGCGCGCUGGCAGCAGAGAGGGGAACCACCAUGAGAAUGCAUGGCCCAAAUUCACAGCGUUUCGACUCAAAACCAACUUUGGUGUCUCUUGGAAAGUGCCAGAGAGCCAAGGGCACGAGCGGUCACCCCAGGGAGAAGUUUGGCCUUGACUUCCCCUAAUUUUGGGAUCAAAAAAGGGGAAAUCGGACAAAAGGAGGAAGCUGUUUGCUUCAAGAGCAGGGGAACCCGCGACGUGAUGAUGCAUCUUCCUCACCAUAUAAAAUCAGGGAGAUGCCAAAAGGAAGGGCCAGAGAUGUCACAAGGCGAUGGUGCCGUUGGCACCUACGAGAAAUGGGAUUCCACCGAGACGAUGGAGUUGGAGAAGCGAGAGCAGAGGAGAGCACCUAAAGGAGCCUUGGCAAUACCGUCCAUCCCAGCCUCACCUCUGGAGAGAGCCAUCAUGCUGCUGUACAUUCUUCUGGCCCUCACCAUCAUGAUUUUCAUGGCUCUCACCAUCGUGAACAUCCAGAGAGUAUCUGCGAUGUGGGAGGUGUUGGAACAAGCCCGAAUGCGGAGCGAGAAUAGCCACACGACAGCAUGGCACAAUCUUUCAGAGGUCCAGCACACCCUGGAUAAACAGCUCUCUGGCGAGCUCAAGGCAAUUCACAGCCAGUUUCUGAACGUGUCUCGAGAAGUGGAGAACAUGGGGUGGAAGGUGACACAGUGCAAAGCAGAGUGCGGGAAGGAGCUGUCGAAUCGCCUCCAAGCCCUAGAGGAGAAGGAUGUGCUGGAGCCGGUGCUGCGGCAGCUGGCGGAGAUGAAGCAGGAGCAGAGCCGCACGUCGGCGCUCCUCGACACGGCGCUGGAGGAGGCGCGCAACCUCUCAGGAAUUCUCUGCACGAGGUGUCCUGAUGGCUGGCAGCAGUUUGCCAAAACCUGCUAUUUCUUCUCCUCCUCCACCAAAUCCUGGCAAGCUGCUAAAGAGUUCUGUGCCACCUUCGAUGCCCACAUGCCCAUUGUCAACACCGAGCAGGAAAACAAAUUUCUGGCAAAUCACAUCAUGGAGAAUCGGGUGUUCUGGCUGGGCCUGAGCGACAUGCACAAAGAAGGCGACUGGCAGUGGGUGAACGGCAACUCCCUCUCUCUCUCGUUCUGGAACAGCGGGGAACCCAACAAUGUGGGCGACCACGGCGAGGACUGUGCCACCAUCUUUCCCAACGGCCGCUGGAAUGACGUUUCCUGUUCCAAUGCGGAAGCCUGGAUCUGUGAGCGCAGCUCAUCCCCGGACAGCUUUGAGGAUGAUUAUGAUGAUGUGUCCCUGUCGGAGUCGGAUCGUGGCCACAGUCGGCCGGUGACCGACGAAGAUCUGCAGAACCAGAGGAGCAACAGAGGCACCGGUAACCUGGAGCCCAGAGGUGGCAGGGGACGGAGCCGCAAGGUGACACCGGUGGCCAUCCUCUACAUCCUGCUAGCGCUGAGCUUCAUUGUGUGGGUGCUGCUCUUUGCGCUGGCCAUCGUGAAGCAGAUGGAAAUCAUGGCAGAGUUAAAGCUCUUGAGGUCAAACUUCUCAGAGAAUCAAGCUGGUGUGCGGCAGGAGCUGUUGGAGACACGACAGGAACAGCUGCGGAUGCGGAGCGGGAUGCACAAAUAUUACAAGGAAUUGCAGGAUAUCACAGAAAAGCUGCUACUCCUUCUCGACGGAGGUGAUGAGCUGGUGGAUGCGAAGGAGACCUGCGCCGACCAAGGCGCUCACCUGGUCAUCGUCAACUCCGAGCUGGAGCAGAAUUUCCUGAAGGAUAAUAUUAACAACAGCAGCACGUACUGGCUGGGAGUGACGGAUCAGCUGGAGGAAGGCACCUGGAUCUGGAUGAAUGGCGAACGUACGAGUAUUAGCUACUGGAACACAUGGAAGGAGAACAAAGACAAGGACCAGAAGGACUGUGGCAGCAUUGGGCCUGAUGGCAUCUGGAACGAUGACAGAUGCUCCCACUCCAACCACUGGAUUUGCGAAAAGUCCUGGAAUUGCUGAUUUCAGCAUUAUUUUUUCCUGUUUCUGGACAUUUUUCAAUGCACCUGUUAAAAAAAAAAAAGUACAUUUCAAACUUCCUGCUCAGGAGCUGGAUGAACUCACGCGGCUCCAGGGGGAUCUGGAGGCUCCACGCUCCCAGUUUUUGCCUAAAAAAGCUCUCAAAAAAAUAGCAAAAAUCCCUGGGACCCCAAGACCCCCAAAUUAUGGGAAAGAAGGGAUUUUCAGCCACAAGAACGAUUGUGAAAUGGUGAAAAACUCACUCACCAGCGCACAACUGGUGCUGGGUCUCAGCGUCACCGAAGUUCUCCUUCCCCUCCCAGCUCUGCUGACGCAUCGUGGUUUCUGCUUAAUUCUCAGAAAAGACAAUUUCAGUAAAAUUUAGGGUUCUUUCCCCCUUUCCAAAGACUUUUAACCAUAUUUAUCCUUCCCUUCCCCCCCUGCACCAGCCCCCAGCCAAAA
This is a messenger RNA of Falco peregrinus (peregrine falcon), 2560 nucleotides long. RefSeq lists its product as uncharacterized. The record is from RefSeq and is a predicted model, not a curated record. NCBI's taxonomy places the organism in Eukaryota, Metazoa, Chordata, Aves, Falconiformes, Falconidae. The transcript has 17 exons. The coding region runs from base 134 to 2101 and encodes 655 amino acids.